UUUUUGUAUAAUUUAGAUAGUAUGGUUGUUUGUUCUCCAAAUCGCUCAAUCGCCGAUGGAAGAAACUAAACCUCAAGCGUUCAGCGAUAAUCGCCAGCUAGGUCUUAAUUCUGAUCAUCUCUUCGUUUCAGGAUUCUAUUGUUGGGAUUGGGAAUUCCUCACUGCUUUAAUUCUCUUUAGUUCUUCUUCUGAUUGUUUCUUUCAAUAAUAAUUUAGAUCCCUUUCUUUUUAUUAUAUAUUAUAUAGAUAUAUAUAGAUAGAAUAGUUUGAAAGUAUUAAAUAAAUUUGUAAAUUGAAAUGGGGCCAAGAUCGGCACCGGCACCUUUCUUGACGAAGACAUAUGAUCUUGUGGAUGAUCCGAGUAGCGAUGAUGUUGUUUCGUGGAAUGAAGAUGGAACAACCUUUGUGGUAUGGAAAACAGCUGAUUUUGCUAAGGAUAUGUUGCCUAAUUUCUUCAAGCAUAAUAAUUUCUCAAGCUUUGUUAGACAACUCAACACUUAUGGUUUCAAGAAGAUUGUCCCCGACAAAUGGGAAUUCUCCAACGACAACUUUAAGAAAGGACAAAAACAUCAACUAAUCAAGAUCCGUCGGCGCAAACCCGCCGCUAUUUCUCCUCCGACUCCGGCGAAGACACCAUUUUCGAUCACAAACUCCGGCGAAGACCAGGGCUACACCUCAUCCUCCUCCCCUGAUUCCAAGAACUCCGGAUCUGUCGAACCGCCAGCUGGCAUCGUGACAGUGGCUGCCCAAUUCGCAGGUUUGACUGACGAAAAUGAAAAGCUUAAAAGGGAUAACGAAAUGCUGAGCUCUGAACUUGCUCAUGUGAAGAAACAGUGUGAUGAACUGGCGGUUUAUUUAAUGGAUAGAGUUAAUGUUGGACCAGAUCAGAUCAAUCGUAUUAUGGGACAAUUAAGCUCAUGUGGGUCCUCUUCCUCAUCGGAGAAUAAAAAGGAAAAAGAGGAGACGGCCGCAGCCGGAGAUGGAGAGAGUACUAAUAAUGUAAAGUUGUUUGGAGUGUGGGUGAAGAGCAGCGGCGGAAGUGCCGGCGAGAGAAAGAGGGGACGGGAAGAAACUCCGGGAACAAUUGGAGUAGGACCGAGGGGGAAGGAAAUGAAGAAGAAGAGUCAUGUUGAAUUUGAGUCACCUUGGAUGAAGAUCUCGUCUUGUUCUGGUGGGGUUAGUAGGGUUUGUAACUGAUGAUGAUGAUUGAUUGGAUCUGGGUCUGGAUCAAAAUCUAGAUCUGGAUAUAGCUGGUUAAAGUUUUAGUAGUUAAGGAUGGACUAUAUAUGUGAUUGAUGGUUUUUAAACUAAGUAAUUUAAUAUAGGGGGAUUCAUUAAAUGGUCUCUCUAAUCGGUAUGUACUCUAUUUUAUUAUAUUUUGUGUUUGAUAUACAACAAUAUUAUAAAUUCUUGAUAUAAUUUGUA
This is a messenger RNA of Impatiens glandulifera, 1425 nucleotides long. RefSeq names its product heat shock factor protein HSF24-like. The coding region runs from base 298 to 1197 and encodes 299 amino acids. Gene Ontology annotation, molecular function: RNA polymerase II cis-regulatory region sequence-specific DNA binding; DNA-binding transcription factor activity. Gene Ontology annotation, cellular component: nucleus. The record is from RefSeq and is a predicted model, not a curated record. Lineage: Eukaryota; Viridiplantae; Streptophyta; Magnoliopsida; Ericales; Balsaminaceae. The transcript has 2 exons. Gene Ontology annotation, biological process: regulation of transcription by RNA polymerase II.